AUGCGUACUGCUGAGUCUGAAAUUUCUAGUCCCCCGGCUUUGGUUGUCUCACCAGAGAACUCGAAUGUGGCAGUCUGUGGCAAACCACCUACAAAAAAUACUCAGGACAAGAACAUUCAUGAAGAGGAGAGCAUCAUCAUGAAGAAUAUUAUGUCAGAAUCGCUCGAUGAUACAGCUAUGAACUUCAAACUGCUUCUUAGUGAAAUGAAGGCAAUCCGUGCUGAGAUGCGCUUGUUCCAUAAUUCUAUGACAGAUCUAAUGACUGCCAUUAAGAUUCAGAGCAGCCGCAUUGACUCCAUCGAAACCAGAAUAUCAGUCUUAGAAGACAAGUCAAAAGGCUUACAACGCUGUGAAGUAUCGACUUUGGAAGAGACAAUGUCACAGUUGAAGUCACAAAUAUUGGAACGUGACCAAGACUUACUCGCUAAUGAUAUCCAGAUAGCGGGAUUCCCUGAAACGAGUAGUGAAAAUACCGCACAUAUUAUCUUGGCUAUUGCCAAGAAAUUAUGCGUGGACCUGGAUGAGCGCGAUGUGGUAUUAGCGGUAUUUAUAGUACGUAACGUAAAGAAGCUGAAGCAAUUCUCAACAUCUAUUACUUGCAGACCAGUUAAGGAUUUAAACGUACUAAAAUUUAAUUCCGAUGUUGAUGCUGUAUUCUGGGAAGAGUUGCUUUGCGGUGACGUAAACAGUUCUUUAACGGCUUUCAAUGCACAUAUUUUGUACCUGUUUAAUAUUCAUGCACCAAUAAGAACGUCUUACAUAAAAUGCCAAAGCUAUCCGUGGAUCACACCAACGAUUAAAGAAAUGAUGAAGCUAAGAGAUAAAUCUCAUGCAAAAUGUAAAGGCCAUAAUUCUAAAGGAGACAAAAAUAUUAUAAAGAUCUGA
Parnassius apollo (apollo) is the source of this 885-nucleotide messenger RNA. Lineage: Eukaryota; Metazoa; Arthropoda; Insecta; Lepidoptera; Papilionidae. The record is from the annotation of a GenBank genome assembly.